Molecule: messenger RNA, 3288 nt
Organism: Trichomycterus rosablanca
Lineage: Eukaryota; Metazoa; Chordata; Actinopteri; Siluriformes; Trichomycteridae
Gene: fgf24
Product: fibroblast growth factor 24
Exons: 5
Coding region: 1139-1765 (208 amino acids)
Biological process (GO): fibroblast growth factor receptor signaling pathway; heart morphogenesis; positive regulation of gene expression
Cellular component (GO): cytoplasm
Molecular function (GO): growth factor activity; fibroblast growth factor receptor binding
Source: RefSeq, a predicted model, not a curated record
UUUAAAUUGGUAAUGCAAUGUUCUUCACAAUUCGAGCAUAACUUGUAAGAUGAGAAAAUUCAGUUUCAGUCCAAUCUAACCUCAAACCAAAGGGUGGGUUGGCAGAGACAUGUUUUCCUUAAGAUGUUUUGGCUGUUUGACGCGGCGACAAGAAUCCAUCAAGAACAAGGCAUAGUGUACCUAUGAAAAUAAAUCUGAUUGUUUUUUUCUGAUUCUUUACCCAGUCAGUUCUAUAUCACGAUCUGGUUUUCUUCGCAGAAGACCUGCACCUGCAUCUCAUUCCAGCCAAGUUAUGUAGAAAACCACAAAGAAUUUCCAUGAAAACUAUUUAAAGCCAAAGAGGAGUUUAGAAAAGCUGGGCUAAGUGAAGGCAGGGAAUUGAAAAAAAGUCCGCUCUGAUGUACUGAUGGUCCUUGUUGAUCGCCCUAUCAGGUGCAAAAAACACUGACAGGUUUCCACCCACUAGCGCCCAAAAAAAGCCCCUGGCGGCGCAGCGAGCCUCUGCGGCACACGGACCGCUUCCACUCUUCCCGCACAGACACACGCUGCAUCUGCUGCUCAUUUCUACUGGAUACCAGUCACAUCCAACCUCAAGACUUCUCCUGUUGUUAUUUCUUUAUUAUUCUAACUAUCCGACUGACAGUUUGGAGUGAUUUUUGACCUCUUCAGCGCCGGACACGGAGUUACAAUUUUCUCACCCUUGUGGACUUGGACUUUACCGGCAGGUACAGGUACAAGGUACAAGAGGAAUUAAGCAGAUACCACCAGACCGACGCACACGAGGCGUGAAAGUGCCCUGAGGACGAGAAAUAAGUUGUGAAGGCGCAGAAGCAGGCGCAUCCCACAACAAAUUGAAUCUUUCCGACCGGCGUGUAGGCGCAGCCUGGGGGGAAAUCAGGGCAAUCGGGUAGGGAGUAAACGGAGCGGGUAGACGAUAGGUCCCUGUCAUUCACCUGGUGUACACUGUUGAAUCCCGAGGAAGAGCCUGAUGUGGCUCUUACACCUCCAGCUUUACUGCACCAAUCUGUGUUGUGACUGGGAGCGCCAGUCUCCCCCGGGAUUUUGCGCGUAAACCGGCCGCGCAGUUGCUCAGAUCAGACCGGCCACUGCUGGAGACAGACAGGUGGAUCUGACCAAGAUGUCCGUACUGCCUUCCAGGUUCAGCUACGUGUGUUUACAUCUCCUGGUCCUUUAUUUCCAGUUACAGGAGUCUCACCAGAGUUCGGCAGACUUCCGCUUCUACAUUGAAAACCACACUCGGGAUGAUGUGAGCCGGAAGCAGGUGCGGAUAUACCAGCUGUACAGCCGAACGACGGGGAAGCAUGUGCAGAUCCUCGGCAAACGGGUCAACGCCAACGGAGACGAUGGGGGCAAGUAUGCCCUCCUUGUGGUUGAGACCGAGACGUUUGGAAGUCAUGUACGAAUAAAAGGAAAAGAAAGCGGCUAUUAUAUCUGCAUGAAAAAGAAUGGCAAAAUUGUUGGCAAGCUCAAUGGGAGUAACCCAGACUGUGUGUUCGUGGAGGAGUUCUUGGAAAACAACUACACAGCGUUAGUGUCUGCCAAGUACAAAGGCUGGUACCUGGGCUUCGACCGCAGGGGCCGACCCAAGAUGGGUUCGCGGACCACACAGACGCAGCAGGAAGUACAUUUCAUGAAGCGCGAUCCCAAGGGACGGGUGGAACAUCAGGAGGAGUUCCGUUUCACCACAGUGACAAAACGGACACGUAGGGCGCGCCGAUUAAGGCCCAAUUCUAAAAGGAACUAAGAGACAAGGACCGAAAAGACACUCUUUGCCCUUUAUGGACAUAUUUCUGCCUUAAUUCAGAAUAAAGACUGAACUGCGAGGAAAGGAAAAAAGGCUUUAGGACAAAAAGCUUAAAAAAGUUCAAAGAUAUUUUAUUUUUAUAUUUCAGGAGCUUCGAGUAUCUCCUAGGUGAAUGUUUCUGGGUUAUCAUUAAUGUUAUAUUGUGUCUGUAAUUUUAUUUAUACUGGACAAACGAUGGACAACAAAAAACAUUGACUCCCUUUUUGACGAGUUUACAGCAGCAGGCAUCCUGUUGAAAACUAGAGAUGUGACUCACUUUCUCUAGAAAAAUCUAUUUGUUUAAUUUUUAUUUGCCCCUAACAACAAGAAUUCGACAUUUUCCACUGGAAUGGACUGUCAUGCAAAUGCAAAAAAGCGACCCCCACAGGCCUUCUUAGCCAAUCGUAAAGCUUUGAGUGCAAUAUUUUAACGCCUCUGCUUCUCUCACUCCCUUAACUUUUUGUUUAAUGGGCAGCACAUGCAUUUUCUAGGCCUUUUUGCUGGUCAAGUGUGCACAGCUGUGUGAAGCAAUAGUACGAAUUCUUUUACAUUUUUGUACAACCUGUGAUUCUGCAGAGCACAACAUGCUUUGACUAGCCAGGCAUUGGCAUCAGCUAUGGCGGUAGUACAUGUUAAAACAAACAAUGAGAAGUCAGGAGUUGAAGGGUCUGGAAGAGCAAAAUGUGUUGAUUUGUUGAAACCCUUUUGACCUUUUUUACUGUAUGAGAAUGCGAUGCAUUGACAACCAGCCUGAUCUCAGACACUGGCACGCACAAAGAUUUGCAAACUGGUUUAAUUUUAAUAGAGUUCAUAGGAAUAUGCACUCAUUUUAAAUAAUUACCUUAAAGCCUUUUAAUGUAAUGGUCAUUUUUCUGUGCAUUUUCUGGCCAAGUGUCACUUUUCCAUGAAAAAGCCCAAUAUUUACAACAAUCAGUCAAUUCUGGUCUCAUUUUUUUAACUCUGGGAUUCUCAACCAGCAGCAUGUUGCCCACUCGCAGCCCACAACAUAUGGCAGUAUGGCCCGCAUUUGUACUUUAGGCCAUUUAUUUCUAAAUAUUAAUGCAUUAGUGAGGCCAGUAGGGCGGACUGUAGCCCUGUUCAGUCCUGCUAAGGCCUUUUUUUGGUCCAGCUGACAAAAAGUUUAAGAACCAUUGGCGUAAAUAAUAAUGCACCAAAUAUGUAGAUCGUUCAUGUCUACUAAAGCUUUAGACAGUUCCACUAGGGGAAGAUAAAACAAAAGAAAACCCUCAGAUCUAUUCACUCAUGCCAAGGUCUGGCCUUCAUAUGGGUGACGCUGUAGUGUAAACAAAUUUGUAUACUCCUUUGUCACAUGACCAGAUUUGUACGAGAUACUACUAACAAACCUGACACAUGUAUGGUUUAAAAAGUUAUGCAAAAAAUAAUAAUUUUAUUACUAUUAUAAAAUAUUUAUUGUCUUUCUUUGUAAAUACAACCUGAUGAAUUUAUUUGAUCUCUUAAUAAAA